UCGCCUACAGCCCCGCGCUGCGGCCCGCCACCGCUACCACCACUGCUGCUGAGGCUAUCCCAGACGCGACGCCCGCUUGCACAGUGACCAUGGAGCGCCCCGGAGCGGGAGGAAUUAAUUCCAAUGAAUGUGAAAAUGUAUCAAGAAAAAAGAAAAUAUCAGAGGAAUUUGAAGCCAAUACUGUGGAUUUCCUGGUAGAUAUGCCAUUUGCUACUGUAGAUAUUCAGGAUGACUGUGGAAUCACUGAUGAACCUCAGAUAAAUUCGGAGAGAAGUAAAGAAAAAGAAAGGAUCAAGAGUGAUCGAGUAAAGAAGAGGAAACCAAAGCGAAAAGAUUACCAACCCAACUAUUUCCUGUCCAUUCCAAUCACCAACAAAGAGAUUAUAAAAGGAAUUAAGAGCCUGCAAAAUACAGUAAUACAACAAGAUAAGCGACUGGCCCAAACAAUGGUCAGAGAUGGUUCCUUUCAUAUUACCCUGCUGGUGAUGCAAUUAUUAAAUGAAGAUGAAGUAAACAUUGGUAUUGAUGCUCUUUUGGAAUUGAAACCAUUCAUAGAAGAACUCCUCCAAGGAAAACAUUUGAUUUUGCCCUUUCAAGGAAUUGGCACUUUUGGAAAUCAGGUUGGAUUUGUGAAGCUGGCGGAAGGCGAUCAUGUAAACUCACUUUCAGAGAUAGCAAAGACUGCAAAUAGGACAUUUCAAGAAAAAGGCAUCCAGGCAGGAGAGAGUAGAAGUUUUAAGCCUCAUUUGACCUUCAUGAAGUUGUCAAAAGCACAGUGGCUCCGUAAGAAUGGAGUGAAAAAAAUAGAUCCUGAUUUAUAUGAAAAGUUUAUCAGUCAGAGAUUUGGAGAAGAAAAAUUAUAUCGCAUAGAUCUUUGCUCCAUGGAGAAGAAAAAACAAAGUAAUGGUUAUUAUCACUGUGAAUCUUCCACUGUGAUUGGCAAGAAACCUAUUGGAAUUCAAGAAUUAAUUAAUGAAGCUUUGCAUCGAGAAACGAUGGGCCUGAAGUCCAAAGUGAAAUAGAUAAAGGAGCUUUUAUUAAAGCCUGAGACUCAGGCCAAAAUUAGGAGGGAGCUUUUUGAAGGAAGACUUAUUAAUAACAGUAAUCCAGCAAAUGAUGCUAUUUUCAGCACAACUUUGACAUAAGCUCUACAUUGCAACUGUGGCAACAUAGUCUCUGAAAUCUUUCCAGUUUACUAAGUAGCUCUUUGGUAAACACCAAAGAAGUUUCUGAUAGUGUCUGCACAACAGCAAAACCAACAUUUGGUGGGGAAUUAGCAAUUUCUUGCCAAAGAAAACUGAUUCUGCCCUGUUAUUUUUUGAGCUAAACUUGUGUUUUAGAAUGUCUGUUUCUGUGAUAUUGAGAGUUAUUUAAUACAAAUGAUUUCUUAAUUAGCUGUUGUGAGAUAUUUCUCGGGUCCUUGCAGAAAAAAAUACAGACUGUGAAGAAAUCAUUCACAAAUAGAACAAAACAGAGCCAACGACAGUAUUUGAAGAGUCACUUGCCUCCUGUUGACAUGAUUGUUGCUAAAUCAAAAGAAGCAUUGUCCAGGUGUGUCUAUAUCUAGUAUUACUUUUAAUGAGAAUUUGAAUGUUUAUUGAACAAUAGUAUUUGAAUGAACAUUUAUAAAUGUAAUUAUUGUGAUCACUGUUUAAGAAUGUUUUAUAUAUCCUUAUAAUAUUUUUCACUGAUCAAAAUGUAGUUUGUUUUUUCAUUUCUUAAGGAAUUCAUGUUUGGGAUUUUUAUUUUUUACAUUUCUGAAGAUAAGCUCCAGGUCUUAUCAUAUCCCUUGUAAUCUGAAUGUGUUUGCACUGGUUUGGUUUUAAAGAGCAUUCUGGAAAAACUUUCCCUGGUAUGAUGAUUAUUGGUAACAGUUUUUUCUAUAGUCAUUGCAAGAUGGCUGCUACCAAUAGAUCAUGAUGGAGGGGAAAUCACUGGAGAUCAAAUAUGUAAAAAUCAUUUCAAAUAUAAAAUCCAAUUUACUCAUGGAUUUUAGCUAUUUUUUCACUGAGUAAAUUAUACUACAUUUAUUUACAAAUGAGUUUAUGCAUUUUCAUGGCUCUUAAUAAACAUAUUAUUUUCCCAUAAAUAAAUAAAUAAAAAUUAAAAAUUAAUUAACAUUAAAAUUUUUUAAAAAAGGAUUCUGAGGUCAAAUCUAGCUCCUGAAGUAGUCACAUGAUCAAGCAGCAAUGUUUGCCAGGAGCAGAACAAGGGACAGUGGCAAUAUCCAUGCCACACAAUUGUCUUCUUCAUUUUUGAUAAUGGUCUUUUCUACAAAACAUACUCCAUAUCCACAACCACUUUCAGUAUAAACAUAAGAAAACUGGUAAUGACAUUACAUAUUAGGGUCAUUUUGCAAAUCAAUAAAUAAUACAUGUUAAAGAUUAAACAGCCUGUGAGUCAGAAAGGCUUUAACAUUUCCCUGCCUGUCACAAGUAGAGCAUGGAAAGAAAAUUCUACCCUUUCCCUUCUCUAUACCUCUAUUUUCCUGCCUAAGAUGAGGGUAAUACAUGUUAUCUCCCAAGAGCAUCUUAAGCCUUAAUAACUUAGAGGCACAAGAUGAGCCCAAAAAACAGAUGAACUGUUACUAGUGUUUGUGGCUGUACCACUUUGUGGGGGAAAGGAAUAAUGUUAGAACCUGAAUGUGCUAUUCUCUAUGAAGAAUACUUACCGAUUUCCAAAUGUACAAAUAAUUUCAACACAAAUGAUAUCAAUCAUCUUGAACUUUGGUCUUAAGAUAAACUAGUCUGACAGCUCCACUAUAAAGUUUACGUUAUGAAUAUUAUCAUUUCAUUUGAUGAGCUACCUACUGUCUUCAAAUGUUCAUGAAACUUUCCCUUACAUUUGCUUAUACUUUUGAAGUAAAAUAAACAUUGUAAUUCUGCCUCAUUUUGGUAGCCAUGCUGUCUUUCAUGCACUUUACCUAAUUUGUAAUCUGUUAGGUGUCUAAAAAAUGCAUUCAUUAACAAUUUGAAAAA
Messenger RNA from Sapajus apella (tufted capuchin), 2978 nucleotides. Its product is annotated as A-kinase anchor protein 7-like. Lineage: Eukaryota; Metazoa; Chordata; Mammalia; Primates; Cebidae. The record is from RefSeq and is a predicted model, not a curated record. The transcript has 2 exons. Gene Ontology annotation, molecular function: protein kinase A regulatory subunit binding. Gene Ontology annotation, cellular component: cytosol. The coding region runs from base 90 to 1022 and encodes 310 amino acids.